Hyalella azteca is the source of this 5705-nucleotide messenger RNA. RefSeq names its product probable protein phosphatase CG10417. Lineage: Eukaryota; Metazoa; Arthropoda; Malacostraca; Amphipoda; Hyalellidae. Gene Ontology annotation, biological process: protein dephosphorylation. Gene Ontology annotation, molecular function: cation binding; protein serine/threonine phosphatase activity. The transcript has 9 exons. Bases 107 to 2446 code for a protein of 779 amino acids. The record is from RefSeq and is a predicted model, not a curated record.
CCCAUGUUGAUCAACUGUUUUGCGGUAGUGACUGCUCAGUGUUAUGCGGCUAAACACGUUUUGUGCUUCCUGAAAAAUUUUCUAUAAAUUUACUAGUUUGUGCGUCAUGGGAAUAUACAUUUCAACUCCAGUUACUGAUAAAGAUUCUAGUGAUGAAGACAACAAACUGUUGAAAUGCGGUUCGAGUUCCAUGCAAGGCUGGAGAACUUCUCAGGAGGAUGCACACAAUGUGAUUCUCGAGCUCGACGAGAAUGCUUCCUUGUUUGCUGUUUACGAUGGCCAUGGUGGACAUGAGGUGGCCGAGUACACUGCUCAGCAUUUUCCUGCACAUCUUCUUGCUAAUGCAUCUUAUAAGCAAGGCAAUAUGAGAAAGGCUUUGGUUGAGGCAUUCUUAACAUUUGACCAACAUUUGCUGGAGUCAGAGGUGCUCGCUCUCCUUAAGAAGAUGGCCAGUUGCAAGAAAGGUGAGGAGGCAGAGGAGAGCACAGACAGUGAAGAUGCAGACAUCGUGUCUGCUCUGCAGAAGGAUGCCAGUAUGCCCAUUGAUGAGGUGCUUGCAUCUCGGUAUGCAGGCAAGGCAUUAGCUAAACUCAAAGAAACGGAUAAUUCCGAGUCAGUUGGUGGUUCCUCAGUACUGAAGCCCAGAAGAAAGGCUAGGGAAAGCAAGAGUGCUGAUUCUAAUAUAGUAUCGAUUGAUGAGAAAGCUGAAGAUGAAGUUAAGAAAGGUAGUGGUAGUUCUAUUAAGACCUGCAGCAGCGGAAACAGUAAUGGCGAUACUCCCUCCCCCACAUCUGAUGGAGAAAGCUUGCCUCCUAAGGAGGAAUCUGAUACUUCAGAGGAUGUAUCUUCUAGUCCUAGGGCUAAAUUAAUCAAUGGUGAAACUGAGAAGAAGUCUGAUGGUAUAUCAGAAGAAAAGUCUGAAGAGAAGGCUAAGAAACUUCUGACAAACGGUGAUGUCAAUGAUCAUAAGGAUGAGAAGGCCAUUAAUGGUGCAAAUGAUGAGACCAAAACAGAUCUGGUUGUGGAGGGCAGAAGAAUUGUACCCACGCAACUCUCCCCUAAAACCAGCUGUGUCCCUGAGGAAUCUCCUUCUUAUACUGGCAAAGGCAAAAGCGGCGGUAAGGGCGGUAAAGUAAAGGGCAGUUCAGCCAUCACAACCACGACGUUGUCACCCAGCAAGGAGUGCUCUGAUGAAGCCACGGCUGCGUCGCCUACAAAGACGCGCAGAGCAGCGCUGGCUGAAGUCAAGAGGAAGGUGCUCUCUCAGGAGGAUCUUGACAGUGAAGACGAGGAUGAGGAUGAUGAAAAUUAUGAUGUUGAUGGUAGCGUGACCGGUGAAGGUGAGGGAGACGUCAACGAUGAAGAUGAUACAUCUGACCCUGAAGGCGAGGAAGCUGGGGAUGAAGACGAGUCUAGUGAUGAUAGUGAGUUGGGGGAGGACCUCGCCGACGAGGCUCUCGAUGAUGAUGAUGAUGACGACGACGAUGAUGACGAUGAUGAAGAGGGCAUCAGUGAUGAUGACAAUGCCGUCUACAAUGAGUUCUAUGCCAACAUGACGGAUGGGCCCGGCUACGACAGCGGUUGCACGGCGUGCGUGGCGCUGCUGCACAAGAACAAACUCUACGUCGCCAACGUGGGAGACUCGCGCUGCGUGCUCAGCCGUGCUGGUAAAGCCAUCGACAUGAGCGUCGACCACAAGCCUGAGGACGACCUCGAGACGCAGAGGAUCAUCAAAGCUGGGGGCAAAGUGACUGAUGAUGGAAGGGUUAAUGGUGGCCUCAACUUGUCGCGUGCGCUGGGCGACCACGGCUACAAGAUGAACCCUAAAGUGUCAGCCUCGGAGCAGAUGAUCAGCCCCCUGCCUGACGUCAUGGUCAGGACCCUGACUAAGGACGACGACUUCAUCAUCAUAGCGUGUGAUGGCAUCUGGAACUCCCUCACGUCUCAACAAGCCGUUGAUUUUGUGAAGAAAAGGCUUGAUAAAAAUCCUGACAUGCUACUGUCUUCUGUCUGUAAUGAGAUGUUCGAGCACUGCCUGGCCCCAGACCUGGGCGGCGAUGGCACCGGCUGCGACAACAUGACCGGCAUCAUCAUUUCCUUCAAAGACAAAACUGCUUUUGCCGACACUGCUUGUGACGAGGAAGAAGAAGACGAGGGUGUAGCGAGUGGUAUUGAGGCGGGCAAGCCAGCUCUCAAUGGUGUUAAUUGUGAAGAAAGCAACGGUGCUGCCAAAUUAGAGGAUAAUGUUAGUAAUGAAAAUGAUGAUCUGAAUCAUGGUGAGGCUGCGGUGUCAAUGGAAGGUGUUGUAAACUCUGGAAAUAAAGAUGAUAGUGAAGAUGCUGAACUGAAAACAGCUAAACGAUGUGUAGAUGAGAAUGUUCUUGAAGACGACAGACCUGUUAAGAAAGUCAAGAUUGAUGUAGAAGAAGCUCCAGUUUUAAUUUAAUACCAGCCUCGUAAGUUGCUACCUCUUCAAUAGCCUUAGUUGUAAACGUAAUGCUGUUAAUGCACUGUGAUCACUUCUUAGCCAUGGCGGGUUUAGAUGACCGAGGAACCUUCAGCUCCUUUCACAAUGUACGUCGCUCUUGAAGCCUCGCCAGUUGAUUAAAUUUAAGAAAAAUGCUAGAAAAUGUUUGCUGAUAAUGGCGGCGCCGGGGCGACCCUGCGUGGUAACACAAGCGCCUAGUGUAGGGGUAGCGUCUAAUGGCGUACGUCACUAGACACUACCCCUACCCUACCCCUAGUGUCACGCCACUAGAAGUAGUGUCUAGUGGCAUGCUGCUGCGUCUAGUGGCGUGCUGUGCUUAAGCUCUUAGCUGGCCUAGCUAUUCUUGUCAUGCCUUUAGUCUUAUCUUGGAGAGAAGGUCGUAUAUGUGAAUGUUAACGUGUCGUGAGAGCGUCCAGAGUGUCGGAGCGUCAAAACUUUUCCCACGUUUCGGUUGAUAUUCUUCGUUGAAAUCUUUUAGACAGAUUUUUGUUUUUCAAUAUUUGAGUUUUCCCUAUAUUUCUCAUAGUAGAUACGCUACUCUAUUCUACGCUGCAAGCUCUAAUGUUGCUCAGGACGGCAUGCAGAAGUUACUAUGCUUUAUCGUGAAGUUCACUCGUCUAAUUGCGAUUAUUUAUGAAGAUGCAUUCAAACUUGAUUAAGCUUUAAAAUCUUUUUCUCUUGUGAUGUUCAACUUCCUGAAGUUUGUGUAUCUUACAUUGUGUUUUGUAUGUGAAUGUUUUCAGGUGAAGGUAUUGCUUAAUUCAGUGUAAUCUUAGUUCGUAUGAUUGCAGGGAUCAGUGAUAUACAAAUAUUUGUAUACAAUUAUAUGCCAAUCUCUGGGUACAUGUAGUACAUGUGCUACAUGUGCACAAAAGUUUUCUCAUGAUGGCUGCUGUCAAAAAGUACAUUUUAAACUGUGAGACGUUUUCCUCGCCAUUACGAUGGUUAUGCUCACCAUUUAUCAUGAGUUAGGCUUGGAAUUAUCAAAGCACCACCAAAACUUGCGGGAGCACAAGCAGCGGCUGAUUGCUCGUAUGAUUGUUGGUUGAACUUACCAAGCAAUCAGUUAAUGCCUGGCGGAGGCGUGAAUUCGUGACCAUUCUUGCUCGUACGGCCCCUGGUCUCCUGCACAAGUUGCCGUACAUUGGCUGAAAUUGUAAAGUCUUUAGUCGCUGCUGGACAGUACAAGUAUAGAUUUACAAUAAAGACUAAUCAUGCUGUUUACUAUACAAACAUUUUGAGUUUUUAAGUGCAAGGCACAAAAAUAAUCGAAUUAUAUAAGAUUUGACUUGAAGUCAAGCGUGAGAAUAGAUGCUGUACGUGGGUGUUGUGACGUGGCCUUAACACUGCUGCUGUGCAGGACUUGUCGUAUUGCAUUCAGAAGGCUUUGUUUGACAUGCGAGCCUAAAUGAGUUGGCAUAUUUUGAUGGAUGUCGUCUUUUCGCCUACAAUGUAUUGUGUGCACUGAAGAAAUGCAGUAUCUAAAUAUUGUAUGAGUGCUGGCAGUUGCUUCCAUUAUUACUUUUGUUUCAACAUCGAGCUUUGCUUUAUCUCUGGCCAUUCUCGUCCUGACUUAUAAUACCGUACCGUAUAACCUUUUAUUUAUGCAUACAUUUACCAUCGUCAAUGCUAUCUGUACUUAAAGGCCUGGUGACGAGAGAAACUGACUGAAGGCUUAGAAAACCUCUCGAUUAUUAUAAUUAAUAUACAAUGAACAACUUGCUGAUGAUGAAUGCAGUCCUGUUUUUCAGAUCCUGUUCUAAUGGCGGACUGUGUCGUUCUAAGAUAUCUUUACUGUUACUCGUUCAGAGAAACCUUUCUCAUCAAUUCUGCUAUUUACGUCAAAAUUAUUUCUCUUGAUCUUCACAGUGUCACUGCCAGUAAUAAUGAAGAAGUUCUAGCCUAUGCCUCAUGCGUGUUGAUUGCUACACACAUUUUGGAUGACUGAUUACUUAGACGCAAGCGCUAAGUUCACGCCCCACUGUCUCCGUAUGCUUGUCAUGGUCUAAUGUUCUGAGCACAUCUUUGUCCGAUGUUCUUUUGUCCAGAACAGCGAGACAUCAAUAUUGUUUCUGAACAGCGAGACAUCAAUAUUGUUCUUGAACAGCGAGACAAUAAUAUUGUUCCAAGCAAGAAUCGCUACGAAUUCGAUGAAGUGUGGCAAGCUGUGUGCUAGAAAUCUAUUUGAGUGAAAAGAGCAGUGAAUAUGCUGAAUAUUUCUGUUGUUAAUUUUUGUUCGAGAUGAAAAAACAACGCACAUUUUUUUCGUAAAUAUAAAUGUUAUUAUGUUAUUAAUUAUUGUAUGCAAUUUCUCAUUGAUCUUUAAUUAACGGACUACUAUGAGGCCAAGGACAGACUAUCAUGGCCUCAAAGUAGUAGAGGCCAUGGACAGACUAUUAAUGAUUUGAUGCAGCUUUAAAGCCUCAUAAUCUGUGUUAUAAUUGCCAGCUAAUCUUCACCUUCACGAUUCUCUGGAGCUGGGGCCUAAACUGGGUCGCGAUUGCCUACACAAGAGCAAAAUGCGUCGAUAUUUGGACAAAGCCUCACACAUUUCUCUGAGUGUGGAAACAUGAUACUAUUCAGUAAUUGUAUCUACUGUCUUGUCUUGUUCUGCCAUAUUGAUAGAAAAAAUGUUCUGCUCUCAGUUCAGUGACGCGAAGAUACAACGCUCUAACGUACGACGUCUCGUUGAAUCUUUCUUUAAUUCAACUAAUUUUUAUCGAGCUUUUGUUGAAGUUUGUGUUAACAUCAUGUAACUAUUGUAUCGACUGAACACUCCAACGGUAGACAAAUUUAUUAUGACUUGCUGCAAAGAAUAAGAGCGUAUGUCUUUUGUGAAUUCUUAAUUUUUAUGACAUUUUCAUACCAUCGCUCCAUCUUACUUCCUUAUAAGCUUGUGUUGGGCAUGUAUUGAACGUGUUGAAAGUGUAUUGAACGCGUCCUGAACGUGUUCUGGACGCGUCGAACGUGUAUUGAACGCAUCCUGAACGUGUUUUGAACGUGCCGAGAAUGUAAUGAACGUGUUCUGGACGUGUCCAAUGUGUCCUGGACGUAUCGAACGUGUAUUGAACGUGUUGCACUUGUCCUGUGAACUCCGUCAGUUCUGAUCGUGUUUUCACAGUCGUGGCUGCUGUAGGGCAUUCCUCGGGGUUAUCGAGUUCCAACGCUAAUUUAUAAAUGAAGUAAUUUCUCUUUUUUAAUAAACGGUGCUACGCUU